AUGGCGGAUCGGGCGGAGUCGGCGGACGAGCGCGCGCUGCGCCGCGAGCUGCAGGAGCUCUCCAAGAAGCGCGAGGCGCUCGACAACUCAAAGCGUCGAGGCAGCGGAGCAGCAGCAGAGGGAGUAGCAGGUCGCAGAAGCGUGUUCGCGCGCCUAGGAGGCGAACCGGCGCGCGGCGGAGGCGCAGGCCGACAGGUGCAGCUGAAGGAGAACAAUGCUCGGGGCAAUGCGUCCUGGAGACUGGGGAAGCGCGACAACGAGGACAAUGGCCAGAACAGCGCAGUGAAGCGUCAAAGACUGCACUCGGCAGUGUCCAGGCCUGAGGGCGCUCACCACACAGAGAGGACGGAGACUAGCAGGACUUCUACCUCAGUUUCUUCGCCCUCUGCGAACAAUGCGCGUGCCCAAGAGCGGAAGCAGCGUGCUGUGGCACCGUACGCUCAAAAGGACGGCAUUGCGCGCAGUCGGCGCAUGUUCGGAGCGCUGAUGGGCCACUUGGGCAAGGCGAAGCGACAGAUUGAGAAGGAUACGGACCUCUUUAAGCGCCAGGACACGAAGCAGCAGGAGGCAGAGCAGAGGGAGAAAAUGCAGAGCCAGGAUCGCGAGAAGCGGGCUCGUCAAGAGGCUGAGGUGGCGAGACUGGAGGCGUCAGUGGCGCGUGCUGAGAUGGACCGCAGCGAGCAGAUCGCACGCACCAAACUGGAGCACUUGCAGACGGUCCGAAAGAGCGAAAGCCAAUCCAAGUUCCUGGUCACGAUCGCGUCGCCUCCGCUCUGCUACCUUCCGUCGAAGCACACGAAGGAGACGGAAGAUCUGGUCGCGGCGUCUAUGGAGGCUCACGAGGCGAAGAUGAAGGCUCUUUCGCAGAGUCAUGACGAAAAGCUGCGAAAGCUGGAGGCUGAGUUUGCAACGAAGUUGGAACAGCUACGCGAAGAGUUGGAAGCUGCGAAGAAGGGGGAGAAAGAAAAAUCGCCUGCCAAGGAGGCAUCUCGUAAAGAGAAGGAAGAUGCAAUGGAAGAUGACGACGAAGACAUGGAUCAGAGCAGUAAGAAGCCAGAGGAGGACAAGACCACUAAGGCCGAUGCAAGUGAAGAUCGGAAGUCCUCUGAUAGGGCUGCUGAAAAGGCUUCAGACAUGGAGGUGGAAGAUGAAUACAUCGUGCAGGAGACGAACGGUUCUCGCGAUAACGUUAAGGCUGCACCGACCACGGAGGCUUCGUCUCCUAGCCAAGCCAAAGACGAGAAAUCAAACACCAUGCAGCCCAAGAAGGAGCUGCAAGACAGCCCUCGGCAGCCAGCAAGGGCUGUUGUUGACGACAAAGCAAAGGAGGGCGCAAAGCCUGCCAGUCGGGAGGAAACCGCUGCCAAGCCUGCAGAGGAUGGCGAUGCGCAGUCUGAAAACGCUGCUGCCGAGCCCAAGGAGGACGCGGUAGCCCUUGUCGAUAAGAUGAAGGUGACGGAGCUGCGAGCAGAGCUCAAGAAGCGAGGACUCGACGUCAAGGGCCUGAAAGCUUCACUCGUGCAGCGGCUCAAGGAGGCGAUGCAGAACCAAGACGAAUCCAAGAAGCUCGCAAUGCAAAUGUAUCCAUUCCGUCAAAACCUCUCCUAUGUCAUCGAAAUCCCGUACACGAGCCCUGUGGACCCGGAGAGCUACGGCUUCCUCACGGUCGUGCUGCUGCUGACGGGGCUGGUCUUCAUGGCGCUCUUCUUCACGCGCGCCGUGGCCCCCAAGAAGAACGCGCUGGUGGAGCUGGUGCUGGCCUUCAUCGCGGCUCUGCUGCUGGGCUUCGGCUCGCUCUUCCUCUUCCUGUGGGCCGAGAUCUACGUAUAAGCAAGCACAAGUCAGUCCGGUCUCAGCCCAGCGCAGCAGCAGGCUGAAGCUCGUUCCAGCGAUAGAAGGCGCAGGUGACAGCAGUACAGAGAGAGAGAGAGAGGGAGGGCGAGGAGCUUGCAGUUUUGGUGGAGGCGAGCGCGCGCGCUGGGACGAGAACAGCUCGGCGCAGGACAGUCCGUCGUCAAAUUGAAGUAGACUCAGGCUUGGCGGAUCAUAGCGCUCCUGCCGCUGCUGCUGCUGCUGAAGAAGACAAAAAUAUGUUUAUUGUUUUUGCGC
Phytophthora sojae is the source of this 2109-nucleotide messenger RNA. RefSeq lists its product as hypothetical. Gene Ontology annotation, biological process: protein N-linked glycosylation. Bases 1 to 1830 code for a protein of 609 amino acids. Lineage: Eukaryota; Oomycota; Peronosporomycetes; Peronosporales; Peronosporaceae. Gene Ontology annotation, cellular component: catalytic step 2 spliceosome. The transcript has 5 exons. The record is from RefSeq and is a predicted model, not a curated record.